Messenger RNA from Sesamum indicum (sesame), 698 nucleotides. RefSeq names its product Iron-sulfur cluster biosynthesis family protein. The record is from RefSeq and is a predicted model, not a curated record. NCBI's taxonomy places the organism in Eukaryota, Viridiplantae, Streptophyta, Magnoliopsida, Lamiales, Pedaliaceae. Gene Ontology annotation, biological process: iron-sulfur cluster assembly. Gene Ontology annotation, cellular component: mitochondrion; cytoplasm. Gene Ontology annotation, molecular function: 2 iron, 2 sulfur cluster binding.
GCCCAUCUCCGAUCUUCCAUCAAAUUUCAAAUGGGCAGCUCGAAUCAUUUCUGAAAGCAGCCGGAGAGACGAUCGGACCCACCAUGCGGAAGCAAGUGCUGUCGUUAACGGAAGCCGCCGCCGGUAGAAUACGCCAACUCCUCGAGCAGCGUCAGCGCCCAUUCCUCAAGCUUGGCGUCAAGGCUCGCGGCUGCAACGGCUUGUCUUACACCCUCAAUUAUGCAGAUGAGAAAGGCAAGUUUGAUGAGUUGGUUGAAGAGAAAGGAGUGAAAAUAUUGAUUGACCCAAAGGCCCUAAUGCAUGUCAUAGGAACCAAGAUGGACUUUGUAGACGACAAACUGAGAUCUGAGUUCAUAUUCAUCAACCCAAAUUCUAAGGGCCAGUGUGGCUGUGGAGAAUCGUUUAUGACAAUGAGCAGCUCAGAAGCAGCUAAACGUACUGGUAGCUCCGGGACAUAGUUACUUUAGCUUCAUUUACAAUAAGCUACUGUUAUCUCCUAGACUAGAAGAAAUUCUGCAGCUGGCUUGUUGAGCAUGGCCUUCUCUGAGUUUGUAGGUGGAAAUGUUUUAUUGGUAUAACAGCGGCGAAUGGUUGUGUUGAGCUUCAGUGCUGUAAAUUCUCUUUUUGUUGAUGUGUUGUUGUAUUGACAUUGUAAAUCAUUAUGCUCUUUAUAAAAGAAAUAAGCACAACUUCCCUCU